Molecule: messenger RNA, 1167 nt
Organism: Chironomus riparius
Lineage: Eukaryota; Metazoa; Arthropoda; Insecta; Diptera; Chironomidae
Source: the annotation of a GenBank genome assembly
AUGCAAAUUCAAUGUACUUAUGAUGAAGUAACUCAUUCCAAUAAGAAAUUUUACCGCUGCACAGUCACACGUGAAUUAAUUCCAACAAACAAGGAAUUAAAAUUUAUUGGCCAGCAUGGAGAUGGAAUGACAAAUCAGCACGUACGUUAUUUAAAUUUUAGUGAUUGCAGAGUUGCAAAAGUUCCACAAGGACUUACUAAAAUCUUUCCAAAUUUAAAAGUUUUGAGCAUUUUAAAUUCAAAAUUAAAGAAAAUCAGCAAAAAUGAUUUGUGUGAGUACAAAAAUUUGACAGAGUUGAUGUGCUCAAAUAAUGAAAUUGAAUUCUUGCCUAACAACUUGUUUGAAAACAAUAAAAAUUUAGAAGUUAUUGAUUUCUCUGGCAAUCAGUUGCGAGUUAUUGGACCAAAAAUUUUUAAUGGACUUGAAAAGUUAAAUCAUGUGGAUUUUAGUCUAAAUCCAAACUAUAAAAAGCUCUCAAAUGCUGAAACAUAUUAUUACAAUGCCACGCUUGAUGAGAUCAAAACUGAUCUUUGCUUGAAAUAUAAACAAAAUAUAGAACUUUAUGCUGAUUAUAUGUAUUUAGAGAAUCCACAAUCAACUUACAAACUUCAAAGAUUAAUCACUGAUGACUUCCAAGCCUUCAUCCAAGACGAUUCCACCAAAGACUUCAAGAUCAUCAUUAGCGACCAAGAAUUUCCAGUUCACAAGUUCCUGCUUGCAGCUCGAAGUCCAACUCUAGCUGAAUUGCUGAAAAACAACCCUGAAGUUGAAAAUUUAAAUUUAAUCGACAUUUCGGUGGAAAUUUUUGAGAAAAUCCUUAAAUUUCUCUACACUGAUGAACUUCCAGGCGACGACGGGACGAACUUUUUGCUCCUUUUUGUAGCUGCUGGGAAACUGAAGAUCCAGGAACUCCAAAAUUUUGCAGCUGUAAAGAUUAUUCAACAAAUUGAUGAGAACAAUGCAUUGGACAUCCUCAAAUUAGGCAAUAAAUAUGAUCACGAAGAGAUGCGAUUUAGAGCAUUUGAAGAAGUCAAGAAGAAGUAUCCAAAUGUUGGUUUUAAAGCUGAACUUGCUACUGAUAUGGACAGCAUUGAUAAACUUAUUGAAGCUGUUAAACGCAAGGAAGAAAUUGAAAGGGAAAUUGAGAAAAUGUUUUGUAAAUUUUAG